GUCCCGUUCACUUACCCUUGACUGUUGCCAUUGCUGCCGCCUGAGCCACAUAUUGCACCACGCUACCAUCGGAUCUUCAGCUACCCAAGAUAUAUAUAACUCAUCUCUCAGCAUGUUUUCAGGGUGUCCAUUGCAGCUUUUUCUCUUGCAGGCCUAAUAUGUACGACCAAACACUCCCAGAGGUCGUCCCUACCAUAGACGCCGAACUCUACCAUGAUGAGCCCCUUCCCGCGUAUACUGAGCUCGACGGCCGCAUCAACAUCGAUCUAGAUUCAAAGAUCGCUCGAACUUUGGCUAGCUUCGUCCCAGAACCCCCGGCAUAUGCUCCUCCCGAAAAUUUCUCGAAACCUCAAAUAUCACGAAGGUCAUGGAAGAUCCGCCUCAACAUCGUCAUCCAGGUUGUCGGCUCUAGAGGCGAUGUUCAACCCUUCGUUGCCCUGGGCCAAGAACUACAAUCAUACGGUCAUCGAGUACGAAUAGCAACGCAUGACUGCUUUGCUUCGUUCGUUGGAGGGUCGAAUCUUGAGUUCUUCCCCAUCGGCGGCGAUCCACACGACCUUAUGGCAUACAUGGUCAAGAACCCUGGAUUGAUUCCAUCGAUGAGCUCUCUUCGUGAGGGCGAUGUCCAGCGGAAGCGCGCCAUGGUCGAACAGAUGCUGAGUGGCUGCUGGAAAAGCUGUAUUGAGCCUGCGGCAGGAGAGAGCAGGCCGUUCGUUGCCGACGCCAUCAUCGCUAAUCCGCCGUCAUUUGCACACAUACAUUGCGCUCAAGCACUUGGAAUCCCUCUGCACCUUAUGUUUACUAUGCCCUGGACGUCUACACGGCACUUUCCGCACCCGCUCGCUAAUCUGAACGGAGCUAAGCUGGAUGCCGGUGCUAUGAACUACGUCUCGUAUACGAUUGUGGAGUGGAUGACCUGGCAAGGUCUUGGGGAUGUUGUCAACUCAUUCCGGUCCUCAAUCGAUCUGGAGAGAAUCAACACUACGGUCGGCCCAAAUCUGGCAGAGAUGCUCCAGAUUCCAUUCACGUACUGUUGGUCGCCGGCUCUAGUACCUAAGCCUGCAGAUUGGCCUGGGCAUAUAGAUGUAUGCGGUUUCUUCUUCCGAGAGCCGCCGCAAUACUCUCCGCCCGCCGACAUACACAGGUUCCUUCAGAGCGGACCAAGGCCCAUUUACAUCGGUUUCGGCAGCAUCGUCCUCAAAGACCCUUCCGCAAUGACCAGAUUAAUCCUAGCCGCGGUUCGUAUGUCCGGCACCCGAGCCAUCAUCUCCAAGGGCUGGAGCAAGCUUGGCUCGGACUUGAAUCCUGCAGAGAUCGAUACCGCAAACAUUCUGUUCAUCGACGACUGCCCGCACGAAUGGCUUUUCCAGCAUGUGUCUGUUGUCGUGCACCAUGGUGGCGCUGGUACGACUGCGUGUGGAUUACGCACCGCCUGUCCUACCAUCAUUGUGCCGUUUUUUGGAGACCAGUCAUUCUGGGGCAGCAUGGUAGCAGCCGCAGGCGCCGGCGCACACCCCAUGCACCACAAACUCCUGACCGCAGACAAACUAUGCGACGCUAUCAGAUUCUGCCUACAGCCCACCGUAAUAUCCUCAGUGCAGAAAAUCGCCGCCACGAUGAGCGCCGAGUACGGCGUCCAAACCGCAGCCCAGUCCUUCCACUCCAAUCUACCUUUGGAGUCCUUGCAUUGCGAGCUUCUCGACGACCGCCCAGCGACGUACCUCUACUCAAUUCGCGGGAACAGGAUCAGACUGUGCACCGUUGCCGCGCACAUACUCGUCCAGGGAGGCAGACUCAAAUCCAAGGACUUGAAGCUAUACCACUCCAAGCCCUUCAACAUCACCAACGAGCGCUGGGACCCCCUGACCGGCCUCUCCUCGUCGGGCCUCUCCACCAUCAAAGGUAUAGUCACCGCCACGGGCGACAUGCUCGCCUCGCCGUACACCGCCGUCCAACAGGCCGGCCCCUCCGACUCCGCCGCAAAGACAACAUCAAAAGCAGCAGCCAACUUCGGGAAGAGCUUCGGCAAAUUCAGCGGCCGGUUUCUCCAGGGCGCGGUCGUGGACCUCCCGCUCGCGGUGGCAGACGGUCUGCGCUCGGUGCCGAAACUGUACGGCGAGGAUGUGCAAUCGCACGGCGAAGUCACGGACGCGGCGAGUGGGUUCAUGGUCGGGGGAAGGGGGUUCCUGCAGGGCAUGACGGAUGGGGUGUCUGGGCUGGUCUCGAAACCGAUGCAGGGCCUGAAAGAGGAGGGCGCGCUGGGCUUCGCGAAAGGGACGGGAAAGGGGGUGCUCGGAUUCGCUACCAAGACGUCUUCCGCGGCGAUUGGGAUCGUGGCGUAUCCCGGGCAGGGAAUCACGAAGUCUUUGAUCGCACCUUUCAGGUCGACGACAAGGAAGAGUGUCAUGGCACAGCGGGCGGCGGAAGGCGAGCACAUGGCCAGGACCGAGGGACUGGAGCACUUGGACGUGCUCCGGAGAUUCGACGCGCUGAUGCUACACGGAGGCAGCAGCGGGACAGAUGCGACUUCAGCGUCACCAUACAUCGUCUAGACACUCCCAUCACGCACCUGCUCUCAGCGCCUCCGCCUCACUCCCAUCCGCCGCAGGCCUCCUCUCCGCCAACCUCACCGGCACCCCAAACGCGCUCCCCACACUCUUCACCGCCAUCAACCUCUCCCACCACGCCA
This is a messenger RNA of Paraphaeosphaeria sporulosa, 2689 nucleotides long. Its product is annotated as UDP-Glycosyltransferase/glycogen phosphorylase. The transcript is spliced from 4 exons. NCBI's taxonomy places the organism in Eukaryota, Fungi, Ascomycota, Dothideomycetes, Pleosporales, Didymosphaeriaceae. Gene Ontology annotation, biological process: carbohydrate metabolic process. The coding region runs from base 159 to 2552 and encodes 797 amino acids. The record is from RefSeq and is a predicted model, not a curated record. Gene Ontology annotation, molecular function: UDP-glycosyltransferase activity; hexosyltransferase activity.